AUGCGCGCUAUUCACAUCGCUCAAUACACAGCUUUUGCUGGAGCUCAGAUUAACAAUUCUCUUUUGAUCUACCUGAUCAUCACAAGAUCCGACAAACAGUUGGGUGAUUUUCGAUACAUAAUGGGAUGUUUCGCUUUAUAUGCUAUAUUUUAUUCUUGGGUUGAGAUUUUCACCCAGCCGUUGACAUUCAUUGAAGGACCAGCGCUAGGAGUGAUAGUAGAUAGUGGUUUAAGAAACUAUAAAAUGCUAGGGCAUUACGUUGUGUGCCUUUUUUGUGCUUGUUUCGGACUUUGUAUUACACUACUGUCGACCCAAUUUUACUUCAGAUAUUUGGCAAUGUGCAGGCCUAACAAGCUUGAAAGUGUGUCCGGAAGUCGACUUUAUUUGAUUUUUAUCCCAUCCCUCUUAGUAUUCGUUGGUUGGUAUAUCAAUGUUCUUAUCGGAAUGGCUGACACAUAUGAAAAGCAAAACUUUUUGAGGGAACCUUUCCUAAAUAACUUCUCGAUCGACUCGUACCAAAUAGCGUUUGUAGUUUGUAUGCUUUGGACAAUCGAUCAGGAUGGUGGGAAAAAUUGGAAUCUCGUUGAUUGUGUAGCAGCAUUAAUCAAUGUAUUCAUAAUUGGAUUCUGUUUUAUUUUCAUCCUGGUUUGUGCUAAAAAAAUAUACAAAAACUCGAAAGAAUUCAAGAUGUUUGUCAGCUCAAAAACCAAAGAGCUGAAUCGUCAGCUAUUUUUGUGCUUGAUUUUGCAGACUUUGAUCCCGUUCAUCUUGAUGUACUGCCCAGUUGGAUUGCUCUACAUUUUCCCAUUUUUCGAAAUCGAAGUCCGUUGGCUGGUCAGUAUCCCAGCACUUUCCUGUUGUAUCUACCCUUCCAUUGAACCUCUGAUUGCGAUAUUCUGUAUCAAAGGAUUUCGAAGUUUUCUUUUUGGUCAGAAGCCUUCAAGUCAAGUUCAUUCAACAAUAAAUACGGUGACAGCGUUAACAAGAAGUAUUGCUCCAAGAUAUACAGGGAAUAACAAAGUUUUUAUAAUGGUUAUGGGAACAUGA
This is a messenger RNA of Caenorhabditis briggsae, 1047 nucleotides long. The coding region runs from base 1 to 1047 and encodes 348 amino acids. Gene Ontology annotation, cellular component: membrane. Gene Ontology annotation, biological process: olfactory behavior; G protein-coupled receptor signaling pathway. The record is from RefSeq and is a predicted model, not a curated record. The transcript has 6 exons. NCBI's taxonomy places the organism in Eukaryota, Metazoa, Nematoda, Chromadorea, Rhabditida, Rhabditidae. Gene Ontology annotation, molecular function: G protein-coupled olfactory receptor activity.